Molecule: messenger RNA, 2336 nt
Organism: Xenopus tropicalis (tropical clawed frog)
Lineage: Eukaryota; Metazoa; Chordata; Amphibia; Anura; Pipidae
Product: protein NYNRIN-like
Exons: 2
Coding region: 396-2336 (646 amino acids)
Biological process (GO): DNA recombination; DNA integration; DNA transposition
Molecular function (GO): nucleic acid binding; endonuclease activity; RNA-DNA hybrid ribonuclease activity
Source: RefSeq, a predicted model, not a curated record
GCAAAAUGGAAAUGGGAUGAAUGUCACGAUCAAGCAAUAUCUGAACUUAAACUAAGCUUAUCCAGGCUCCAUGCCUUGCAUAUCCAGAAGGUGGAAAACCCUUCUAUAUCGAAACAGGUUUUACCAACAAAAGUGUAAGUGCGGUUCUUUUCCAAAAACAAGAAAAACUGAAUAAAAUAAUCGCUUAUGCCAGCAAGUCAUUAUCAUCAGUUGAAAUAAAAUUUAAUAACUGUGAAAAAGCAUUAUUAGCAACUGUAUGGGCUUUGCAAUAUUUCAGGAGUUUUAUUCAAGGUGAAAAGAUAAUUGUGGAAACUGCACAUCAAUCACUACAAUAUUUACAGAGUGGUCGAUUAAAGGAUGGAAACCUGUCAAAUAGUAGGAUAACUGCAUGGACAAUGUCCCUUAUGGGAUGGCCAUUGGAGAUCAGAUAUAAACAGGAUACUAAAAAUCCAGUUGCUCAAGGAUUAGCUGAACUCCAUGAUUGUAUUAAUGUUGAACACAAAGAUGAGUCACCAGAAAAUGACUUUCUGGAGGAACAAUCACUAUCUCCAUAUAAAUCAUAUGAAGAAGAAUACUGCAAAUCAUUACCAUGUGUAUAUGUUGAUGGCUGUUCUUUCCAUACAGAAGAAGCUGAAAAGAUGCUAGUUGCAGAUUCCGAUUAUGUUCGGAACAGCUUUGUGGAAUAUUUUCCCGGAUGGAAAAGAUCCAAUAUGAUGAGAAGUAAUAAGAAACCAGUCAAACAUGGUAAGUUGUUUUGUAAAAUCGAUGAAUUAGUUACUACCCACAGCCUUAACAUAUAUUGGAAGAAGGUAAGGGGUCAUUCGAAACAUUCAGGUGCAGAUAAAGAUGGAAAUGACUUAGCAGAUUCCCUUGCCAAGAAAGCAGCCAUGGAGGGAGAGAUCUUGGAUAUUGAUGACCUCAUGGGAACUAUCCAAGUGAAUGCCACAACCAGGAGUCAGACCCAAAAGGAGUCUCAACCUAAUGUGGCAAUGUGGAGCCAAGAUUCCCCUAGCGAAGAUCUCAUUGAGAGUCAGAAAGGGGAUCCCAUUAUUGGUUUAUUUUAUAAAUAUAUUCAAAAUCCAAAGGAUCAUCCCAUAACUAUGGAAGAAUGUGCUGAUAAAGAGGAGUUACGUAUUUUGGUGAAAGGCGAGUCCCAAUUUUCAUUACAAGAUGGAUUGCUGAUACGAACCUCGAAAAAUGGUAUUACACAAUGGGUAGUACCCGCAGCAUAUCGGGGUUUGAUGUUACAACAUGCUCAUGAUGCCCCGACAGCUGGUCAUCGAGGAGAGAAAAUAACAUAUGAAUUGUUAAGGGAUUAUGCUUAUUGGCCACACAUGUUACAGGAUGUCAGGACUUAUUGUCAAGGAUGUUUGAUAUGUCCUCAAUUCCAGCCACAAGGACCCAAUCACCGGGCACCGCUGAUGAAAAGAGGAAUAUCCAUGCCAUGGUCAGACCUCCAAAUUGAUUUCAUUGGACCAGUAACAACAUCCUCAAAAGGAAACCGGUAUAUGCUAACUGUAACUUGUUUAUUUACAAAAUGGGUAGAAUGUUUGCCAUGUAAGACGUGUAGUUCUAGUGUAUGCGCAUCACUGCUCAUUAACCAUAUAUUUUCCAGAUUUGGUCUUCCCCAACGUAUUGAAUCUGACCGCGGAAGUCACUUCACCAGCGAAAUAAUGACUAAGAUGUGGGAAAUUCUAGGAGUAAAAAGGAAGCUACACAUAGCUUACAGACCAGCUUCUAGUGGUGGAGUAGAGCGUUACAAUCAAUCAAUCAUAAACAUUCUGAAAAAGUUUGUCAAAGAAUCUGGUAAAGACUGGGAUGUCAAGUUACCACUAGUUCUCAUGGCUAUUAGAGCCACCCCGAGUGCGGCAACCAAAAUUUCUCCAUUUGAGAUGAUUACGGGUAGAAAAAUGGUAUUACCUCAACAUUUACUUUACAGAACCACAGAUCACAAUUUGAUGAAUGCAAUGACUGCACAUCAAUAUGUAGAAAAUUUACGAAAGCAUCUACAGCAUGCUUUUGCGUUUGCUCAAAGAAAUAUUGAGAAAGCUGCAGUAAGUACAAAAACGUACUAUGAUCUAAAAACAACUCAAAAGGAAUAUCAGGUUGAUGAUAAAGUUUAUCUUUAUAACUUUGCCAGAGACCAAGUAAAGGAAAGGAAAUUCUUAACUUCCUGGAAAGGUCCAUAUAUAAUCACUGAUAAAUUAUCUCCUGUGGUUUAUAAAGUUAAAAUUCCUAAGGGGGAUGAUUUUGUUGAAAAAUGGGUGCACAUUAACCAAUUACGUGUUUGUCAUCCUAGCCAACAGCUUCGGAGAAUAGAGCAAGUCGAGAGCUGA